UCCGGAAGUGACGUGCUGCCCCGCUGGCUGUGCGGAAGUGGAGAUGGCGGAGCUGUACGUUAAGCCGGGCAACAAGGAGCGCGGUUGGAACGACCCACCGCAGUUCUCCUACGGGCUGCAGACACAGGCCGGUGGACCCAAGCGCGCUCCGCUGACCAAGAGGGUCGCCGCUCCCCAAGAUGGAGCCCCUAGAGUCCCCACCUCAGAGAUUUCUCCUGGGGCCCCCCCAAUGGGGCCACUUCCUCCUUCAAGUAUGGCUUCCAGGCCCCCAGCUAUGGGGAGUCGUCCUGCUUCCACUGUGGACUCCACAGAUUUCCCAGUCAUUGAGUGUGAGACUCUGCUGGAAGAUGUGCUGAGACCUCUGGAACAGGCAUUGGAGGAUUGCCGUGGCCACACAAAAAAGCAGGUAUGUGAUGACAUCAGCCGACGCCUGGUUCUGCUGCAGGAACAGUGGGCUGAAGGGAAGCUGUCAAUGCCUGUAAAGAAGAGGAUGGCUCUGCUGGUGCAAGAGCUUUCAAGCCACCAGUGGGAUGCAGCAGAUGACAUCCACCGCUCUCUCAUGGUUGACCAUGUGACUGAAGUCAGCCAGUGGAUGGUGGGAGUUAAAAGAUUAAUUGCAGAAAAGAGGAGUCUGUCUUCAGAGGAGGAAACUAAUGAAGAGAAAUCUGCAGCCACAGCUGAAGAGAACCAGACCAAACCAGGUGUCCAACAGGAUCCAUAAUCCUGUGGGUUCCCCAGACUCACCUCAUAACAUCUCCUAUGCCUUGGCAUGGGAGGCCUUGUUUCACUUGGCUUGUUCUUAGCACUUGGGAGACUAUCUGCCCUGUUGGGGUUCUUGGCCUGACCCACCGCUUAGGGAAGAGAUCUCAUCUGGGCCACAGGGAAGUCACUUGUUACCUCUAACAUAUGCUUUUCAAUAAAAACAUCUAAAUGGUGGGCCCUGGGUAAGAGAGAAACCUUUCUUAUGCCAAACUGGUCACUUUUGGUGCCCUUGACUACCCUGCUCUCUGUGUACCCUACAAACCUCUGUUUUUCCUCUAUUCAUUAUGAAUGGCCUUACUAGGCAUGACCAGAUUACUACCUGCUAUUUUCCCCCAAAUUAGAACUAAAUACACAUCCCUUGCUGGGCUAAAUAACUCUAUCUUUGUAUGAUUUCAUUUCAGCAUGAGAACAGAGGUUCAACAGCAUGGGGAGAAUUUCCCCUCAAGAAAAGGAGAUUGCCUUGUUUGCACUGUAUCACCCUUGAGGUAUGCAAGUGCUCUGAAGAUUAGAAUCAGAUAUUAAAACAUAGCUGAAUAAAUUGGAGGAAAAAAGGCCAGAUUGCUGAGAUAUGGGACCAUGACUAUUUUUUCUUGGAAGUGG
This is a messenger RNA of Molossus molossus (Pallas's mastiff bat), 1362 nucleotides long. RefSeq names its product steroid receptor RNA activator 1 (gene SRA1). The transcript has 5 exons. Bases 44 to 721 code for a protein of 225 amino acids. NCBI's taxonomy places the organism in Eukaryota, Metazoa, Chordata, Mammalia, Chiroptera, Molossidae. Gene Ontology annotation, cellular component: nucleus. The record is from RefSeq and is a predicted model, not a curated record. Gene Ontology annotation, biological process: regulation of transcription by RNA polymerase II.